CAGACUCUGCCGCCCUGGGCUGUUGAGCGCAAACGUUUGCACAAACCGCAGUCAUGGUAAAAGACGCUCGGGACAGCUGGGCGAGUCCGACGCAGUUUAUUCUGGCUUGUGUUUCAUAUGCAGUCGGACUGGGGAACGUAUGGAGGUUUCCUUAUCUCUGUCAAAUGCACGGUGGAGGAGGUUUUCUGAUCCCCUAUCUACUCAUGCUGGUUCUGGAAGGUGUGCCUUUGUUCUAUUUGGAGCUGGCUAUUGGUCAGAAAAUGCGUCUGGGCAGCAUCGGUGCAUGGACUGCUAUAAGCCCAUAUUUAGGAGGACUUGGACUUGCCAGUGUUGUAACAUCAAUGUACUUAUGUCUCUAUUACAACAUUAUCAAUGCAUGGAGUUUCUGGUACCUCUUUCACUCAUUUCAAUCUGUCUUGCCCUGGGCAGCUUGCCCUGUAAAUUCCAACCGGACCGGACCUAUAGAGGAGUGUGAAAAAGCAACACCCACCCAGUAUUUCUUCUACAGAGAAACCCUUAACGUCUCUCCUUCUAUUGAAAAGAAUGGCGGCAUUCACACAGGCCAGGCACUGUGUUUCCUGCUUGCAUGGGUGAUAACUUAUUUCUUCAUUAUCAGAGGUGUAAAGUCAACUGGAAAGGUGGUAUACUUCACUGCAACAUUUCCAUAUGUUGUCCUGCUCAUCUACUUGAUUCGAGGCAUGACUCUUCAUGGCGCUCUAAAUGGUGUCAAAUACAUGUUCACACCCAAGAUGGAAGAACUUGCCAAUCCUACUACUUGGAUCAAUGCAGCCACUCAGAUCUUUUUCUCUCUGGGUUUGGGUUUUGGGUCCCUCAUAGCUUUCGCCAGCUACAACCAGUACCACAACAACUUUGAGCGGCAGGCCAUCAUUGUCUCCCUCAUUAACAGUGGAACAUCCAUCUUUGCCUCCAUCGUCACCUUUGCCAUCUAUGGGUUCAAGGCAACUAUCAACUAUGAGAGUUGCUUGGAGAGGACACGCAUACUGCUGCUCAACUCUUUCAAUCUCGCCGAAGACAGCAUCGUCAUGAACAACGUGUUUGAAAUGAUUGAGAAGCUGAACGCAACAUUCCCAGAGCAGUUUGCUGAACUUAGCAACAAGCUGGAAGACUGCAACCUGGAGAAUGAGCUCAGCACUGCUGUGGAGGGGGCAGGGCUGGCCUUCAUAGUGUACAGUGAGGCCAUAAAGAACAUGCCGUUGUCUCAGCUGUGGUCAGUGCUGUACUUCUUCAUGCUUCUGAUGCUGGGAAUGGGCAGCAUGCUGGGAAACAUCACCGCUAUCACCACCCCACUACGGGACUUCAAAUUUCUGUCCCGCAUAAGCAAUGAAGCUUUAAAUGGUUUUGUGUGUGUCCUCUGCUUUCUGCUUGGCCUUGGCUUCACAACAAGAUCAGGAAACUACUGGUUUACCAUGUUCAACGACUAUGGAGCCACUUUCUCCCUGUUACUCAUUGUCCUUAUUGAAGUCAUAACUGUCAGCUACAUUUAUGGAAUCAAAAGGUUUGAAAAAGAUAUAGAAGACAUGCUGGGCCAUCGUCCUAACUGGUUCUGGAAAAUCAUGUGGGGAGGAAUUAGCCCCCUACUUCUUAUGGGCCUCUUCUUGUUCUACAUCAUUAACUACAUCCGAGGAGGAACACCCACCUACCAAGCAUGGAACAAAGAUCUGGGGAAAACCGAGCAGAUGGAGUAUCCUCUCUUCGGUCAGGCUUUCAUCGGUCUGCUCUUGGUAUCGUCAGUGAGCUGUAUUCCCCUCACAGCUUUGUAUGUCUUCUGUCAGAGGAGGAAACAUGCGCAGCAGCAUAAGCAACAGCAUACUGUAAAUACAGUAGCUGCUUAGUGAUUGGACGGUGACAGGGACAAACUUCUGACUGUAACCUUCCUACCACUUUCCUCAGCAGGGCUUUGCUCACCAGACUAUGGCUUCCAUCAUGGAUUACAGAAUGCAACAGUGGCAAAAGAAUAACCAAGUAUUUGUGUUUGUUGAUGUUUGCUUGUUAUUUCAAAAAAAAAAAAAAGAAAGAAAGAAAACUGUAACUGAUAAAUUUAUGUGAGCCAGAACUUUUUAAGGUUUUUAUCAUGGAAAAGAUCUUGAUGUUUUCUGACUAAUGUGUAUAUAGAGAAAUCCAAUCGCACAUAAAAUUUGUAUACAUUUUUUUAAUUAAUAUAUUUUUCACUAAAUCAACUGUUGCUUUGAGCCAAUCAACACUUGUACACUACACUGAACUACAGUAGAGUCAUUUGUUUUCAUCCACAGUAAGAAUCCACCUAUUAACUUCAACUACCGUAUUUUCCGGACUAUAAGUCGCACUGGAGUAUAAGUCGCACCCCCGGCCAAACUAUGAAAAAAACUGCGACUUAUAGUCCAGAAAAUACGGUACUUUCUACAUCUUUGACUGUGGAUUUGAUGUACUGGAGGUUUUGCCAUGUGUGAAUAAAGCCCAGUUUAUGUGAUUAUCAGGGGCCUCAUGCAUAGAAGAGUGCGUAGUUUUCACAUUAAAACUUGGCGU
Messenger RNA from Poeciliopsis prolifica (blackstripe livebearer), 2523 nucleotides. RefSeq names its product sodium- and chloride-dependent transporter XTRP3-like. Gene Ontology annotation, molecular function: L-proline transmembrane transporter activity. Lineage: Eukaryota; Metazoa; Chordata; Actinopteri; Cyprinodontiformes; Poeciliidae. The record is from RefSeq and is a predicted model, not a curated record. Gene Ontology annotation, biological process: sodium ion transmembrane transport. The transcript has 11 exons. Gene Ontology annotation, cellular component: plasma membrane. The coding region runs from base 54 to 1853 and encodes 599 amino acids.